This is a messenger RNA of Anguilla anguilla (European eel), 5296 nucleotides long. RefSeq names its product family with sequence similarity 160 member B1 (gene fhip2a). The record is from RefSeq and is a predicted model, not a curated record. NCBI's taxonomy places the organism in Eukaryota, Metazoa, Chordata, Actinopteri, Anguilliformes, Anguillidae. The transcript is spliced from 17 exons. The coding region runs from base 351 to 2555 and encodes 734 amino acids.
CCUGGUUCAGACGGCGGUAGAGUUGUGUUUCUCCGGUGCUCCCGUAGAUGGCGGUGAACCCGUCUUUCUCCGCACUCUGAUGUGGAAGUGCCACGGUGUCUUGUCAUGGAGCUAGCUAGCCAAUGCUAACGUUAGCCGUCUUUCCUCUGAAUGUUUACUGUACAGCAGCUGUGCUAACGUCGGGUCGCUUGUCUAUUUACCGUUUUGUAUAAAUCGGAUUUUAUUUUUCUCUUGAGUGUGUAGGGUCACCUUAUGAAACCACCAAUCUGGAUCGCGGCGGUAGUAAUAGAAAGAAGAUAGAGGAAUUCUCUAGGUCUUCUCGGGAGAAACUUCUUCAGUCCAAAAACAAGAUGUUUUCCAAAUUCACCUCCAUCCUCCAACACGCUGUGGAGGCGCUGGCGCCUUCUCUUCCUCUCCAAGAAGACUUUGUCUACCACUGGAAAGCUAUCACACAUUACUACAUAGAGACGUCAGAUGACAAGGCCCCAGUGACUGACACCAACAUCCCAUCUCACCUGGAACAAAUGCUGGACAUUCUGACCCAGGAAGAGGGCGAGCGGGAGUCUGGCGAGACCGGGCCCUGCAUGGAGUACCUUCUGCACCACAAAAUCCUGGAGACCCUCUACACCCUGGGAAAGGCAGAUUGCCCCCCUGGGAUGAAACAACAGGUGUUGGGUUUCUACACCAAGCUUCUGGGGAGAAUCCGGCAGCCUCUCCUGCCACACAUUAACGUCCACAGGCCUGUACAGAAACUGGUGCGUCUGUGCGGGGAGGUCCUGGCUGCUCCCACUGAGAACGAAGAGAUCCAGUUCCUCUGCAUCGUGUGUUCCAAACUCAAACAGGACCCGUACCUCGUCAACUUCUUCUUGGAGAACCGAGCCAAGGCCGGAGCUUCAGCUGUUACCGGGUCGGAGGGUGUCGCAGGCGACGCGGCAGAACCAGGCAAAGCCUCGUCUCCGGACACAGGCCAGCUGGAGGGGGCGAGAGAUGCGAGGGCGGAGCCUCAGAACACCACCCCGUCCAACCACAAUCACAGCUACAACCUGGUCAACUCCCUGCUCAAUCUCACCAAGAGCCCGGAUGGGCGGAUUGUUGUGAAGGCGUGUGAGGGCCUCAUGCUGCUGGUCAGCCUGCCGGAACCUGCCGCAGCCAAGUGCUUGACAGAAAACACAGCACUGUGCCAGCUCCUGACUGACCGACUGACCACCUUCUACCAGGCCCUGCCACUGGCCAUGGAUCCUCUGGACAUCGAGACUGUGGAGUCAGUCAACUGGGGGUUGGAUGCAUAUAAUCUAAAGGAGGAUGCAGCCGCUUUCGUGGGGAAGCGAACGCUCAUCUCCUUCCUCUCCUGGCUGGACUACUGCGAUCAGCUGAUCAAAGAGGCACAAAAGUCAGCAGGGGCGGUGCUAGCUCGAGCAGUGCGGGACAGGUUCUUUGUGUCAGUUCUGGAGCCCCAGCUGAUGCAGGCCUCAGAGUUGGGUAUCCUGACAUCAACGGCACUGCUGAAUCGGAUCAUUCGGCAGGUGACUUCGGAGUCGCUCCUGCUGGAGACCGUGUACUUCAUCUUAGGGGAGGAACGGGCGGCGGAGUCUCUGGCCACCAUUAACCGCAUCCCCCUUAGACACAAGCUCAUCGAGCACUGUGACCACCUGUCAGAUGAGAUCAGCAUCAUGACGCUGCGCUUGUUUGAGCAGCUUCUGCAGAAGCCGUGUGAGCAUGUGGUGCACAACCUGGUGCUGCGCAGCCUGGAGGAGAGGAGCUACGCCGAGAACAAGGGCCCUGAGGAGCGCGAGGCGGUGGAGAACGGCACGCUGCCUGAGGCUGUAGACCUGGAGGAAGACCCUUUGUUCACAGACCUCUCCCCAGACAACAGGCUUUCCAGUCCUGAUUGGCUGAGCGCCUCACCAUCUCAGAGUCCAGACCAUGCAAAGACUGAUGGGAAGACGGAAGUGCAUAAAAUUGUGAACAGUUUCCUGUGUCUGGUCCCAGACGAGGCGAAGUCCUCCUACCAGGUAGAGGGUACAGGGUAUGACACCUACCUGAGAGAUGCCCACAGACAGUUUCGGGAAUACUGUGCUGUCUGUCUGCGGUGGGAGUGGCGGGGAACACCUAAACCUUUUGAGAAGUGUGACCUACAGACCCCGUUUUUUGAGGGGCACUUCCUCAAGGUCCUGUUCGACAGGAUGGGUCGGAUCCUGGAUCAGCCCUACGAUGUAAAUCUGCAAGUGACAUCGGUGCUGUCCAAACUGGCACUUUUUCCCCACCCCCACCUGCAUGAAUACCUCCUGGACCCCUACACCAACCUGGCCCCCAGCUGCCGGUCCCUCUUCUCCGUCAUCGUCAGGGUGGUCGGGGACCUCAUGUUGAGGAUUCAUCGCAUUCCCGAUUUCACCCCCAAACUUCUGCUGGUGAGAAAGAGACUGCUGGGACUGGAGCCUGAGGGGCCAGGCAUCGACCACUUGACCCUGCUGGAAGGCGUGAUCGUCCUGGAGGAGUUCUGCAAGGAGCUGGCGGCCGUCGCCUUCGUCAAAUUCCACGCCGCCUCCUCCCCCUAGCAACGGGGUUCCACGCUCAUCAGCUCUCAGAUCUCCAGCCCAGCGGACAGGAGGACAGUUUCGGGGGAGUGAGAUGGGGGGGUGUGAAAUGACAUGAACCCGAAACCCAUAUACUUUCAGGGAAGGAUAAGUGGAGGAUGUCUGACAUCUGGACUCCUUGUGAGUGACUGGGCAAAAUGGGUGAAUACAGGAUGUCUACUUUCUUUUUUUUCCUUUUACUUGUCUGGACUGGGAUUGGGUUGGAAAAGGAAUAGUCUCUCACAGCUGAGUCUCUCUCUCUCUAAAUGCUUUUCGGUCCUGUCCAGCCCCGCUUUCUGCCUUCAUAUGCAAUAUUACUGCCUUCUCACAUCCAAACCGGGAAAUUGUCCUCAAGGGGGAGCUCUUACCUUCAAAUGCGAUUUUAUUUGGAAGACUUCCAAAACAGAUUUUUUUUUUAUAUUUCUUAUGUUUCCAAUGUCUAACGAUAUGUAAAAAAUAAUUUUAAGAACUCAAAGAUCUGUUAAAAGAGUAAAAGUUAAAACGGAAAGGCCAAACCAAUGCCUACAAGAUCACCUGAGGGUAAAAAAAGGAAUUCCACUGCCAUGGUUUUGGAGGCCUGCUUCUGCAGCAGAGCUGUGUCAAUGUAAAGCUGAUGAUCAUGCACUGAGCUGUGGAACCGUUGCAGCAAAACCCCGGUUUUGAAACAGACCAAAGCGGUGCCGAAGUUUGGCUGAGGAUUGGUGCAGGGUGGCUCUUGGGCCGCAAGAUCAUACUCCUGACUCGGCCUGUCAGUGCGAGUAUCCUCCUGCCUGAAGUGUGGAAUCUGCUGAGGGUUUUGAGUUAAAUUGACAGUGCGCUUGGCCCCUCAUACAGUACCGUGGAAAACUGUUUUAAAUGUUAACAUUUUAAAAAAAUAAUAUUUUUUUUGUCCAUUUGACUCCUCUCCUCACUGUACACUUGUGUUGUCUGUGCCUUUGAAGUGGUUAUGAUGUAAGUACAGUAUUACAUUUUUCAAAAUUGUAUUUCUGGGUAUUGUCCUAAACAUGUUAUUUAUAAGGGAAAAAAUUAUUGGUUUGUGAGGGUCGUGAAGUGAUUUGUAGGGGUUUAAUAUGGAUUUUGUUUACAGCUCUAACAGGUGACCACUAGCUGUACUGCUCUGUAUUGAUUAAACUGAAUCUGAAGACAAAGGUUUGAGAUUCAGGUGAAUAGAUUCUACAACAACUGGGGUCAGUGGCUUUCCACCAGAACAGCGGUCCACACCGGAUCGCCCCAUGUUUGGAACGCAGUGAAAUCGGAGUCCAUCCUUUCAGGACACCAGCGAGAAUCCCUGGGAGAUCUCAGCUGGUCUUCGAACCCCCAACCUUCCGGGGCCAGCUCAGAACUGGCAGGGACCACACGGCCAGCAAUCGUUCUGUAACCGUACGGCUGUGGCUAACGCACCAGAAAGCUCUUCUGGGCAGUGUCUGAGCAGAGGUCGAAUCGGAUUAGCGGUCAGCCAGGAUCGUUUUUCAAUUUCCCGUACAAAACACCCGUUCUCCGCCCUCCCUGUUUUUAUAGCGUCUGUGCAAGGAUUGCAGCCUUUUAAGUGUUAAAUAAUAAUUGCACAUAGAUUUCAUCAUUUUUAAAUUCUGACCAGCUUCUCAUACCCUUGACAGGUUGGCCAUUAUCUGUGUUUUUGUACUGUGCAAUUUUUUCAUGAACCAAAAAAAAAACUUAAGAGACAAGUUUCAGGAGUGGUUGUGCCAGAAAGGGGGGAGGAAAAGAAAAGGCAUAUUUGUGAUCAUAUUUUUAUCCAUGCACAUUUUAUACCAAUAGUCACUGUAAAGCUUUGACAGACUUGUAAAUAGGUAAAUGUAAAAUUGUGGGAGUUGCGAUGACUCGACUAGUCAACUGGUAAUGCAUGCAUGUACAUAAUGUAGAUUUCUCAAGGCUUUGUCAUGAUGAAUGCAUUGUUCUCAUGCAGUUUCUUACACAGCAUCAGUGUAGUAAUACUGCUGCUGUGUAGUGGAAACGGCGUAUAGUUUUUGCUGUCCAUACCGUGUUUUCACUGCAGCACUUCUUCCUGACAUUGGGGUGCAGUUGCCUUACUUAAGUGUUACUCCACACUCGCAGCUUUGUUUCCACGGUGAAGGUUUUCAUGGUUUCCAUGUCAUAGCAUAACAAUGUUCUAAGAAGACUUGCUUUGUUUAAUUUCUUUUGACAGUCGGUGCGAAAAGUGACCCACCGCAAUUUCUGUUGCGCCUUGAGGUGACAAGGUGUGACUCCUGUAUUUUUUCUGUGUACAGUUUGGAUGUAGACCAACCACUGUUAAAAUCGGCGAACUUUUACUUCUGUUGAUUUGCUGUACACGGCUUGUGGAGUUUGGGUCGGAAGAGGAAGCCGGAUCUGAUGGCCCACUGUCUGUUUCUGCACACAACCUGCCUCCUAGCAUUUCAGUAUUAAGUGUUUUAUUAUUAAUAGCGUGCUACAUUUUAUUCAUUUUAGAGGGGGAUAAAACGACAUAUCAAAUUAACCGGUGUUAUGCUCCCAGCACCCUCUGCAGUUGGCUAGCCAAUCCUGAGCUGGGCCAACCACAUCUGAUCACUCCUGCACUUUAUACUUUUUCAUCUCUCUCCAUCUGUCUCUCUCUCUUUCACUCUCAUUCUCUCACAUGCUACCUGUGUACAGUGCUUUUCAGAGCCACAACAUGUGCUGGUUGCUUUGCAUUAUUGCUAUUGUAAGUUACUUUAACAGUCUCUGAGUCAUUAAAGUUCUUGAAGGCA